CAUUAAAUUCGGCGCUCGUGUCUCGCAGCAUCUUUUUAAAAGUUAUUGUCUCUAUUUCUUUCCGUUCAAUAGUCGGAACCAACAUCAAUUAAUUACUCAAUAAGUGGCUCUUGGCCCGGUCUGUAUUAGCGGGUCUCCUCGACUAUUAGACCUCUGCCGCCAUCAAGGUCCUGCUCAACAAGUAUCCCUUUGUGCUUACCUCGCGGCCUGCAUCUUAGACUAACAAGGGUACGGUCUUCUCGCAAGUUAUAUGGAAGCAGUUUCUCGUCAUUCGCUCAUGUCGAUUCAAUUUUAUGACAAACUAGACAGUCGAUUGCAUCGUCCUACGAACUAAGUAUCUCAUACAGCUGCAUCAAACCAUGGAAAAAGAUGUAGUGGGAUAUCAAACCCGGUCCGACGGCGUUAUAAGUGCCACCGUUGCGAGAGGAGAGCCAAGGGCCGCGGACACCAAAGGGGGUUCGGAGAGUGAGACUGAAGUCAAGCACGUCUUCAAUGAGCAAACUAAUUAUGUCCCCAAAAGGACGAUCAUUACCAUAUUCCUCGCCUGUUCUACUGUAGACUUGCUAGCUCUCAUGGACCAAACGACUCUAGCCGCGAGUUUGAAUAUCAUCGCAGAUUCACUGAAGUCAAGCGAUCAAGCAUCCUGGAUCGCCAGCGGAUAUUUCAUCACUUCGACCGUCGGCCAACUCUUGUACGGCAGACUCUCGGAUAUCUGGUCUCGUAAAGUGAUCCUCCUAAUUGGUCUAGCUAUCUUCUUCCUCGGCUCCUUGGCAGCAUCGCUCGCUCAGACGGUCACCCAAUUAAUUAUCUUCCGGUGCUUCACCGGUGUCGGCGGUGGUGGCCUGAUGACCAUAGCCCAAACGAUUGUCAGCGACGUGGUGCCGCUUCGGGAGAGGGGCAAGUACCAAGGCAUCCUAGGGGCGGUCGUUGCCAUUGCUAACGGAAUCGGGCCCGUGAUUGGUGGCGCCCUUUCUUCCAUCUCGGAGGACUCUUGGCGGUGGAUCUUCCGUCUGAACUUGCCCCUUACCUUGUUGACCACUUGCUGUGUCGUAUUCAUCAUGCCCCUCAAGAAGGUCGACGGUGACUGGAAGGUAAAAUUGAAAGCCGUCGAUUUCAUCGGAAUCGUUCUUACCCUAGCUGGUGUAUCUGUUCUAAUGUUAGGCCUUACGUGGGGUGGCUCUGAGUACCCGUGGGACUCUGCUGCUGUUAUUACAACUUUGGUUCUUGGCUUUGUCCUUUGUGUCACCUUCGUCUUAUGGCAGUGGCGAGGACCUCGAUACCCCUUAGUACCUUUACACAUCUUCAAGUCCAAGAUUGUUAAUGGCGCAUGCCUUACUAUGGCCGUCAAUGGGUGGAAUUUCGUUGUCCAGGUGUAUUACAUACCCACGUUCUAUCAGCUUGCCUACGGCUACACGGCGACUAAGGCUGGCGCUAUGCUACUACCAAUCACACUUAUACAGACGCUUAGCAGUACAUUAUCCGGCUUGGUAGUCCAUUGGGUCGGCAGAUACCGCGAAUGCAUUUUAUUUGGCUGGGUUUGUUGGGCUAUCGGCCUUGGUUUAAUGUCAACCUUGGACGAAAACUCGGGGGUUGGAAAGCAAAUUGGAUACUCAAUCAUCAUCGGUGUAGGGGUAGGCAAUACCCUUCAGCCCGCUUUAAUAGCUUGCCAAGCUGGGGUGGCACGACGGGACAUGGCUGUCGUGACGUCUUUUCGAAAUUUCGUACGGAACUUGGGUGGGACGUUUGGACUGGCUAUCUGCGGCACCUUACUGAACAAUAUCCUAAAAAAUUCCCUUUCGUCGCUAAACACUAACGAAGCUGACUUCAAAGAUCUCCUUAGCAGCCCUCAAUCCUAUUUGUCGACUCUACCUGCGGAUGAGGCCCAGAGAGUCCGCUCAAUGCUAAUCCCUGCGUACCGUCGAGGUUUCAGGGUGAUAUUCCUUGUGGGAGCAUCGCUGGCUGCUCUCGCGUUCGUCAUCGCAUGGUUUAUGAUGCCUCAAGUCGAAUUGCGUCGUCCUGACGAUGAAAAGCUCAAAGAAGAGGGCCGAAGAGAACAUGCCGCAAAGCAGAACGCUCCGGCUCCUUGAACCUAGUUAGCGGUCUCGUUAUUUUCUAGUCGGCCUAAGCACCUACAGCAUAAGCGUCAGUUUUCACUGUCAUCUAGCAGAGACGAGCAACUAUUUCAAGUAAAAAUUUCGCCCGGAGUUGGGGUAGCCACCCGAUCAAACAAGAGUGAUCUCCUGAACUUUCCAUAAUCCGUUCUUUUCUCCCUUGACCACAUCGAGAUUUAUAAGCCCAGGCAACCAACAGCAUCC
Molecule: messenger RNA, 2315 nt
Organism: Annulohypoxylon truncatum
Lineage: Eukaryota; Fungi; Ascomycota; Sordariomycetes; Xylariales; Hypoxylaceae
Product: MFS general substrate transporter
Exons: 9
Coding region: 360-2087 (575 amino acids)
Biological process (GO): transmembrane transport
Molecular function (GO): transmembrane transporter activity
Source: RefSeq, a predicted model, not a curated record